Molecule: messenger RNA, 2212 nt
Organism: Mercurialis annua (annual mercury)
Lineage: Eukaryota; Viridiplantae; Streptophyta; Magnoliopsida; Malpighiales; Euphorbiaceae
Exons: 8
Coding region: 282-2006 (574 amino acids)
Source: RefSeq, a predicted model, not a curated record
CAUAUACACAGGAAACACAAGUACUGUGAGCCUUUUCCAAUUUUCAAAUUUAAUCAUCGUUCGAUCUCUCCGCCAAUCUUCCCCUUCAAACUGUUCUCUCCCUCUUCUUUAAAAUCCAAAUUUCAUAAUCUGUACCCUUUAUUAUCAUUAAUUCACAAAAUAAAAUCAUAUUUCAUCAAAUUCACACUUAUUUCCACUUUAAUGACCCAUUCUAUAAAAUCAACCCCUCACUUUUGCUUCAUUUUACAUUAGCUUCUUGUUCUUCUUCAGUAACCAGCUAAAUGGCCACGUCGGCCUUCAAGUCCACCACUAAGAGACCGUCAAUCGGAAAGUCCACUAUCGCCGAGGACUCUUCCUCCUCGUCCUAUUCUUCAUCUAACCGGAGUAAUAACACUUCCGCUCACCGCCGCUCUCGCAGUCUCAGCCGUUUCUCCCGUCCUAUAUUAACUGACGAUUUCUCCGAUGAACCGCCGGCUCCUAGAGGGAGAUUCGUUAACACUAAGAGAGGAUCGGCGUUUCCUGCUGAUGUAACAUUGGAUGAUCUUGCUGUUAAGUUCUUCAACUCCGGUGACCGUGGUCGGUCUGUUACAAAGAAUUAUGAUGACGACGGAAGAGUUGGAGAUAGCAAUAAUAAAGGUAAUGCGUCUCAGAGAAGAGGUCGGUCUGUGUCUAGGAGAGUAGGCGGUGAAGGUGCGGGAAAUAGCUAUGGAGGUGGAGGAAGAAGGCUGAGCUCGGAUAAUAGUUCGAGACGACAGCGUUCUGUUUCUGUUGUCAGAUACCAAAUUAGUGACUCUGAGAGUGAUUUAGACCAUCAUCGGAAUUCAAGCAGCUGUGUUACUUCAAGGAACUUCGGUGGUGGAGUAAUGCAGGUCCCAUUAUCAAGUAAAACGGCUGCUUCAAAUCAUCCGAAAGGACUUAGAAGGUCCCUUAGCCAAAAAGACUUGAAAUAUCAUGAUGGCUAUUCUAGCCAUUCAUCAGUCCUAACUGAUGAUGAGGGGAGGGAUGCUCAUUCUAAUGUAAAUGGGAUUGAAAGAACAAUUCGAGCAGUUUAUUCUCAGAAAAAGGGUGAGCAUCCCUCUUCUGAAAAUAUAAACAGUGGGAUGUACGAAGCAAUGAGAAAAGAACUUAGGAAUGCUGUAGAAGAGAUCAAAAUGGAACUUGAACAAGCUUCAAGGAAAUCAACCGGUGAUGACUGUUUUCAGGAAAAAAGUACUGACGCUCUUCAGACAGUUUCUACCAUCAGAAGAAAUUAUGCAAAUAAGUUGGAAGUGUCUGAGAAGCGUAAACAAGAUCUAUUAGCAGAAAUAUUGCUGGAAGAGCAGCGUGGAAGAGAGCUCUCUAAGAUGGUGAAGGAAUUGCUUCCUGAGCCAAAAAACAAUAUUGUGGAAAAACCAUUCAGAACUAGAAAGAAGAGCAAUGACAGAAACAGGAUGUCUAAGCGAUUGACUGAGGAGGCAGAAAAAUAUUUCGAGGAUUUCAUUUCAAAUGUGGAAGAUACAGAUAUCUCGUCUUUGGACGGGGAAAUGACAGACACAAGUUCAAGUUUAGGAGGAAUAACAAAGACGCAAAUUUUCCGAAGUCCUGCAAUGUCAAAACCUGCUACUGUUGAAAUGGAUGGAGUAGUACUCCCCUGGUUACAAUGGGAAACUUCCAAUGAUACUCCAUUUGUAAGUAAGAAGACAGAGUUGAUGGGAACUCCGAAAAUUCAUUUGCGGGAAUCAACUCAGGAAGCAUCGCCUGUGCGAGAUUUAAGUAACCAUUCCGUCAGUAGCCAUGGGAGUUGGAGUCCAGGACUUUCCGAUGGUCAUUCUGCAACUGUCAAUGGAAAUAGAUUUGUUGGGGAAUAUGGAAAUUCCGGCAGCCAAACUUCAUCAGGCGGAACAAAGUUUGAUAUUGACGACUAUCUUGAGCGCCAAAGCGAGGAAGAUUUCAUAUUUGAAAGAUGGAACCAACAGCAGAGAAUUCAUUCAGGCAGCAUUGUGAUUUGUAGCCAAAUGUUUUUUUAGUUAAAACCCGGUUUCCGAACAUUAAUUUCUUAUCCAGUCUUAAGCUUACGUUAAUUUUUGUGUAUAGAUGCUAGUAACAAAAUCUUGUCGAGGUAGCCGUUGGCAUUAAUCCUGAAGGCUGAAGCUAGGUUGAGAUAUUUUUCGCUCACUCUUAUGAGUUGUGAAUACUUUUUUACAUUAUGUUAAAGAUAUCAACUCUUAUGAAA